CCAAUAUGUGUUUAUUUCUGUGUAUAGUAAACACUUUUCAAGUUUGAUUUGAUUUUAUGAAGUGUUUAAUUAGAUAAAUAAGUUUAGGGGUUAUGUUUAGGGUGUGGACGACUUAUAUUUCGGUCGUCUGUUGAAUAAUUUACACGGACGACGUAUAUUUCAGUCGUCCACAUCGUACCGAACCUUUAAUUUUACCAAUGUACGUUUUAACCUAACCGGAUCAUUUACCGGACAUAUAAAAGCUAUUUUUUUCACUGUUUCACAAUUUUACGAAACCCUAGCGCCGUUUCUCUCCAACGGCGAUUUCGAAGGCGAUAAGACGAAAACCCUACCGUGGUCGUGUUCCGCCGUUAUCUUCGCCGGUAAUCUCUCCGAUUACGACGAAUCUCGUUUCUCCUUCAUGCCGUAGAGUAUUUUCGUAGUUUAAACUGACCGUCCGCUUCUUUUUUUCAGAUCUGAAAUCUCGUUUGCCAAACUCCGCCGCCGGUAUGUUAUUUCUCAUGUAUUAAGGCGUUUAGCCGCCGGAAAAACCCUAAAUAUUUUAGUAUUGAUUCUUCUUUUCCCUUCGAUUUGCAGAUCUGUAACGGCUUGGGGCCACAUCUUCUCCGACCAUAUCUUCUCGGACAAUAUAUUCUCCAACUGCCUUUAAAUGGAUUUACCAGAAUUCCCGCCGAGGAUGUUUACAUUAGGAGAAGAGCCUGAUGCAAUCAGGAGCAUUUCGUAUCAUUCUGAUGACACGAAGUUGUUUAAAGCUCUAUGUGAUUGUCUCACAGCUGACGAAUAUGAGGAUCUGAAGGCGUCGAAGUUAGGAGUGUUCAUCAAAUUCAAGGAGCUUGACUUUGGUUGGACUUCAAGGCUGGUACAUUUUAUGCUCUCUUUCCAGCUAGACAUCAAGAAGAAGUUUGAGCUCUGGAGUCUUGUCGUUUCACAACCUGUGAGGUUUUCACUGAUAGAGUUUGAAUACCUCACUGGGCUGAACUGCGAUUACAUCAAGGACCUGGAAAAUCCAAGGUGUGAGGUUACGACGGAGAUGGCUGCUUUCUGGGAGAAGAUGGGUGUUGAUAUCGAUACUGGGCCAAGUAUUGAUCAGAUAACAGAAGCAUUUUACAACUGCGACGAGUGGUCUCGGGAUGAUCGCAUGCGGCUGGGAUACCUUGCCAUCUACGCAGGGUACAUCGAAGGGAAAAAGUUCUCAUCCGCUACAUCAGCUAGUCUUGCAAGGCUAGUGAUGGAUUUAGAAAAAUUUGAGAAUUAUCCAUGGGGGAGAGUGGCGUUUAAGGUGCUGAUGGAUUCUCUGAAGGCAAAAGACUUGACGCAAACUGGUUACACUGUUGAUGGGUUCAUACAAGUGCUCCAAGUGUGGGCGUACUAUGCUCUGCCAGAAUUGGGUGCUAAUUAUGGGUCUCCCGUACCAAACAGACCGUCUCCACUGUUGCUGGCUUACAAGGGUGGCAAAAGACAACGCAAAUUUUUUAAGGCUGCUAUCAAUAAACAGACUAUCGUGAAGAACUUCGUUCAGAAGGAUUUUGAUGAAAUGUUUCCAAAAUGGGACGGAGACGUAGAUGACCCUGCCGCGGAUAACAUAAUUAAAGUCAUGUUUAAUGAUCCUGGAUGGGAGUGGACCAUGGAAUGCUGGCCAGUCACCGGUACUCGCAAGGUUGUGAAGAUGGAAGUGAUUCCAGUGAAGAAUGAAGUGAGUCCCGUGAAGUCAGAGAGUGUUGUGAAGGAAGAAAGUAGCAGACCUCGGAAGAAAGCUCGUAAAGGGUCUUCUGUUUCUGCUGAGAAACCUGCGGCGGGUAGUGAAGGUCAGCAGAUUGAAAAGACCUUGAAGGACAUAUCUGAUGCCAUUAAUCUUGGCUUUGGGACGUGUCUUAAGGAGCUCAAGUUACUGGCGGAUAGGAUUGAAGCUGUGGAGAAGAAGGUGGGAAUCACCAACAGAGGGGGUUCAUCUGAUGAUCGUCAACUUACAACCACUUCAAAUCCACCAAAACCUGUUGACGAACCCGGGAGUGAAAGUGUGAAUGGGGCGAAAGCAGGACAGAAGGAAGCCAAAGAACCGAGUCUUACUACAGAACCGAGUUCCUCGAGAGAGCUCUGUCUUGUGAGUCCUGCAGACGACUUACCGAGUGAAGAUCCUAGCCUUCUUAUAUUGGACAAACAAGUUUCGACCGCUUCAGAUUUACUCGUUGAAGAAGCUAGAAGGCAGACAAAGAAGGAGACUGCUUUGGUGAAUCUCCGUAAAAAAAGUGUGCGAGAAAGGAAGCUUGCUCCCACACAGCAAACUCCUUUUAAGGGAAACAGCACUGCCAAACAGAUCAUUCCAAACAAACAGGUUGGCGGAGGCUAUGAUCCUUUUGCACCCAUUGACAAGAUGAAGUCGAAGGAGCUCACUGCAUGGGUGCAAAAAGAUCCUUCUUAUAAACUGCCUCUGAAAAAAAAACCACGUAGAUGUCGAAGUCGAUUCUAUCAGGUCCUCCGAACCCCCUUAGAAUGGCUAACCGACCAUCAAAUGGAUGCUUUUAUUAAUAUACUGAGGCAACGGUACCAAAACCAUCCAGAACAUUUCAGGAGCGACAGAAUGUGCUUUCUUGAUCAUGUCUUUUCUCGGCAGUGGAGGGCCUCCUACCCUGAUUUUAAGAGCGACGCUCCUGAUGCCAACGGUUUAGGAAGAAGACUCCCUGGUGGGGCGUGGAAUUAUCAUGCAGGCUUGAUACCUUCUUUUUGCCAAUCUAAGAAGGUUUGGGGGGUGGAUGUGGAUGAUAUCUAUGCACCUGUGAACUUCAAGAACGAGCAUUGGAUUGCUAUAUGGAUAUCGAUCCCUAAGAGGCACAUCGUCGUCUGGGACAGCAUUGUCUCUCAUAUUAGGCCUGCAGAACUCGAUGAGGUAAUGGAGCCUUUUGUCACAAUGGUCCCUUAUCUGCUUGUUGAGUGCGCGCUCUCUGACGAACAAAAGGUUCAAUACACAUUGGAGCCAUACACAUAUGCGAGACAAACCGUUGGAGUACCUCAGUGCCGAGCUGGUGAUUGUGGGGUUUUCACUCUGAAGUACAUCGAAUGUCAUGCUCUUGGGAUAGAAUUUCCCACCGCGUUUGACAAAAAACACGGGAAGACCAUCAGGGAGAAGAUGGCGCUGGAUAUAUUUCGAGAGCUUCCUAAGUGCCAUGAAUGGGAAAACCAAGACAAUGAUGAGAACCUGGCAACGUAUGAUUAGAUAUUGGAUGUGUUAUUGCGAUUGUAUUUGAACUUGAUGCUUUUGUGUACUGUUGUUAGGUAGAUUAGGGGAUGUUAACAGGGUCAGGAUAGGAUGAUGUUUUUUGUAACCUAUCCUCACACCAAACUAGAAUUCCGUAGGAAAUUAGUUUGGUAGUGCAGUAACCUUUCGGAAUAUGUAAUGUUUAACUUGUAUUUUUUAAAUUGCACUGUUGGAAUUAGUUUCGGAAUAUGUAAUGCUUAACAUAGAAGGUCUACAAAGAAAAGUUCAUAAAACAUAUAAAUUCAUAACAUAGAGUCUACAGAGAAGUUCAUAAAACAUAGAAAAUCAUUGGACGACUUACUUAAAGGUCUUCUGGACGACUACAGAGAAGUUCAUAAAACAUAGAAAAUCAUUGGACGACUUACUUAAAGGUCUUCUGGACGACUACAGAGAAGUUCAUAAAACAUAGAAAAUCAUUGGACGACU
This is a messenger RNA of Brassica rapa (field mustard), 3679 nucleotides long. RefSeq lists its product as uncharacterized. Gene Ontology annotation, molecular function: cysteine-type peptidase activity. The record is from RefSeq and is a predicted model, not a curated record. Gene Ontology annotation, biological process: proteolysis. Lineage: Eukaryota; Viridiplantae; Streptophyta; Magnoliopsida; Brassicales; Brassicaceae.